This is a messenger RNA of Brettanomyces nanus, 2532 nucleotides long. RefSeq lists its product as uncharacterized. The coding region runs from base 1 to 2532 and encodes 843 amino acids. NCBI's taxonomy places the organism in Eukaryota, Fungi, Ascomycota, Pichiomycetes, Pichiales, Pichiaceae. The transcript has a single exon. Gene Ontology annotation, biological process: maturation of LSU-rRNA from tricistronic rRNA transcript (SSU-rRNA, 5.8S rRNA, LSU-rRNA); rRNA methylation; maturation of 5.8S rRNA from tricistronic rRNA transcript (SSU-rRNA, 5.8S rRNA, LSU-rRNA). Gene Ontology annotation, molecular function: rRNA (guanine) methyltransferase activity; rRNA (uridine-2'-O-ribose)-methyltransferase activity. Gene Ontology annotation, cellular component: nucleolus; nucleus; preribosome, large subunit precursor. The record is from RefSeq and is a predicted model, not a curated record.
AUGGGUCGAGUUCAAAAGAAAAACGCCAAAGGACGUUUAGACAGGUACUACUUUUUGGCCAAGGAAAAAGGCUAUAGAGCUCGUUCUUCUUUCAAAAUCCUUCAAAUUAAUGAGAAGUAUGGUCAUUUCUUAGAAAAAUCUAAAGUUGUGGUUGAUUUAUGCGCAGCACCAGGUUCUUGGUGUCAGGUGGCAUCUAAGCUCUGUCCAGUCAACUCUAUGAUUGUUGGCGUUGAUAUUGUCUCUAUGAAACCUUUGCCCAAAUGCAUUACUUUCCAAAGUGAUAUCACAACCGAAGACUGCAGGUCCAAACUUAGAGGCUAUUUAAAGACGUGGAAAGCUGACACUGUGAUGCAUGAUGGUGCACCCAAUGUUGGUUUAAAUUGGAUCCAGGACGCCUAUACACAAUCUCAGUUGGUCUUACAGGCACUCCGAUUGGCCGUUGAACAUUUAGUUCCUGGUGGAACAUUUGUAACUAAGGUAUUCAGGUCUAAGGAUUACAACAAUUUAAUUUGGGUUUUCAAACAGUUGUUCGACAAAGUUGAGGCUACCAAGCCUCCCGCUUCUCGUAAUGUGUCUGCAGAGAUCUUUGUGGUUUGUAAAGGCUUUAAAGCACCCCAAAAACUGGAUCCUAGAUUCUUGGAUCCUAAGGAGGUGUUUGAGGAGUUGCCAGAAGGCCCUGUUAAUAACGAAUCGAAGGUGUACAAUCCAGAAAUAAAGAAAAGAAGGAGACAAGGAUACGAAGAGGAUGAUUGGACACAAUUUCAUCCAAUGAAUAUUCUAGAGUGGGUUCAUCAAGAGGAAGAAGUUAUCAAUACACUAGGAACUGUUUCUAAGCUUGAAAUAGAUGAAAAGAGUGCUGAAUGGACUAUAUUGAAGAAAAUGAAGCAGACUACAAUAGAGUUUUAUGAAUGCUGUAAAGAUUUGAAGGUUCUAGGUAAGAAGGAUUUCAGAAUGUUAAUUCGAUGGAGAAAACACGCAAGAGAGGAGUUGGGACUUUUGGAUAAAAAGGAUAUGGAAAAGCCUGCUGUUGAGAUGGAAGAGCUUACAGAGGAUCAGAAGAUCGAUAAGGAGUUGGCAGAACUGAAGGAAAAAGAAAAGUUAAAUACCAGAAGAACAAAAAGAAGAAAGAAUGAGCAGAAGCAAAAGGAAAUGCAGAGAUUACAGAUGAAUAUGUUAACCGAUAUGCAAAUCGGUAUGGAGGCUGCGGAAAAUGGUGUCGAGUCUUUGUUCAGCUUGAAGCUUGCAGAAAAUACUGGACAGCUUAAGGAUUUGGCCAAAGGUAAGAAGUCUUUCAUUUUCAAUAACAAUGAUAAGGGGGCGGACAAAGACGAAAAUAAUACAAAAGUUCUAGAGUUUGAUAGCAAAGAGGAAGAGAUUGAUACUUUGGAGGAUCAGUUGAGUACAAUGUACGAUCAGUACAAGGAUGAUAAAAUGGAAAGGGACGCCAGACUUCGGGCUAGCACGGCCAGGGGUGAUGAAGAGGACGAGCCUUGGGAAGGUAUGAAAGAGGCUAAGACCGAAUCAUCCGAAGGAGAGUUUGAGAGUGACGAAGAUGAUGAAACUGAUAGCGACGACGACGAGGCUAUUAAUAAACUUAUCGAAAGCAUACGGGAGCAUAAGAAAAAAGGUCAGUUAGGUUCAAAGGCUUCCAAUUUCUUUAGUGAUUCUAUUUUCCAGGAUAUCGACUUGAAUGUUGCACCCGCAGAUGGAAAGAAGCAAAAUCAGCACGACGAACUUCAUCUUCCAAAGAAGAUCAUCGACAAAAAGGAUAGAAAAAAAGGGUCCGAAGCUACUAAAAAGGACGAAACGUUUGAGGAUGACGAUAGUGAGGAGAGCGAAGACAAUGAAGACAAUAAAGGAGGGUUCCAAACUGUUCCUAACAGCUACCACGAGAAAUUCAAUGAGGAUGAAAUGGACUAUGAGACGGACUCAGACGACGAGAAAAGUAGAGAGCAUCACAAAGCUGAGAUCGAUAUUUCUUCCGUUGAAGCUAUGACUCUGGCGCAUGAUUUAGCCAUUGGAAAGAAGUCUAAAUCGGAUAUCGUCAGUGAAGGCUACAAUAAGUACUCCUUCAGAGAUAAGGAUGGAUUACCGGAUUGGUUCCUUGAAGAUGAAGGUAAGCACAAUAAGAUCAACAGACCAAUCACCAAAGAGGCAGUAACAGCAAUGAAAGAAAAAAUGAAGUUGUUGAAUGCCAGACCUAUUAAGAAGGUGCUAGAGGCCAAGGGUAGAAAGAGAAUGAGAGCCGCCCGAAGAUUGCGACAAAUCAAAAGGAAGUCUGAAUCGAUUCUUGAGGAUGGUACAAAGACAGAAUCUGAUAAAGCCAGCGAGAUUCAGAGGGUAAUGAAAAAGAUGACAAAGAAACAGGACAAGCCAAAUGUCACUAUGGUGGUUGCAAGAGGACAGAAUAGAGGACUUCAAGGAAGACCUCAUGGUAUUAGGGGUAAAUAUAAGAUGGUUGAUGGUGUGAUGAAGCACGAGAUGAGGGCUCAGAAGAGGAUUGAGAAGAAGAAUAGAAAGCAUAAGCAUUGA